This is a messenger RNA of Ictalurus punctatus (channel catfish), 2000 nucleotides long. RefSeq names its product WD repeat domain 4 (gene wdr4). Gene Ontology annotation, biological process: RNA (guanine-N7)-methylation. The coding region runs from base 47 to 1321 and encodes 424 amino acids. Gene Ontology annotation, cellular component: tRNA methyltransferase complex; nucleus; cytosol. The record is from RefSeq and is a predicted model, not a curated record. Lineage: Eukaryota; Metazoa; Chordata; Actinopteri; Siluriformes; Ictaluridae. The transcript has 11 exons. Gene Ontology annotation, molecular function: protein binding; tRNA (guanine(46)-N7)-methyltransferase activity.
CGUGUUAAUCAUGCGACCGGAUUUUCCCACGUGAGUAGUAGCUAUCAUGGCUGCUGUGGUCUGUGCGAGAGAAUGGCUGGUGAUGAGCAGCUCGCAUUGUUUAAUAGCUGUGAAUAUCAGAGAGAACAGGGAACCGUUCCUUUUUGACUGCACCAAAGCAGAGCAGAAACCAAAGGAGGCUGAAACUGACAAAAGCGAUGGUGGAGGUUCUCAGGAGAAAGGAAGUGACCAGAUUAUCGCUCUCGCCUUGUCAGCAUCAGGACAUUACGCUGCUCUGACGGAUGACAACAAAAGACUGGUUCUGUUUCGCACCCAACCAUCAUGGCAGUGCAUCAGCACAAGAUGGGUGGUACGCAGGUGUACGUCUCUGGUGUUCAGUCAGGCCGAGGAUGAGCUGUUUGUGGCAGAUAAAUCUGGAGAUGUAUAUUCAUUCUCUGUUCUGGAGCCACAGAAACCGAGUGAGCUGAAGCUGGGUCAUCUCUCCAUGCUACUGGGAAUUACUCUGUCUCCAGAUGACAAGUACAUCAUCACCGCAGACAGAGAUGAGAAGAUCAGAGUGAGCCUUUGCAGAUCCCCAUACAACAUUCAGGCCUUCUGUCUGGGACACACAGAGUUUGUCAGUGCCCUGUGUGUUCCAGCUGGGCAUCCUGAAUGGCUCCUCUCUGGCUCAGGGGACGGCACAGUGAAACUUUGGCAUUAUGAGUCCGGCCGGCGGUUACAGAGCAUCGACCUGCAGCAGCGUGGAGUUUCACAGAGCUCUGAUACAGACACUGAAAAGCCGCAGAGGUUUGCUGUGAGUCGGAUCAUCGGCUCGCCGGACGGACGUCAUGUCGCUGUGCAGUGUGAAAGUUUUCCCUCCAUUCAGCUCUUUGCAGUAGAGGAAGGAUCAGAUGGGCGUUUGACACCGACUGAGACACUGGCUCUGCCUCAAAAUCCCUGGGAUAUGACCUUUGACCCUCAAGGACGACUCUGGGUCUUACUGGAGAACGAGGACACAAAUGUACUUCUGUAUACAUACAAAGAUGAGCGUUGGCAGAGUGAGUCAGAAAGCCCUGAUCUGCAGAGAGUAUCAGAAACACUUCACAGCCAGUGGGAGCUCUUCAAAGCCUCCAUCGGUGUGGAGAGUCGGUUCCAUCACCUCUACAAGGUGAGCUUCGACAACAUGGCAUCGUAUUUACAGAAGAAAAAGGAACGACUGCAGCAGCAGAAUCAGCAGGGAGGAAAGAAAAGAGCAGCACGGCAGUCGAACGGGGCGACGAAGAAAAGAAAGACGGAGAACACGAGCGGAGCCGUUUCUGAGAAACGCAGCUCGGAGAGCUAGAACCCGCGAGAGACGCAGCAGAUUGAGGUUUUUAUUUGACGUUUUGCUGGACAUUCCUCUCCAUUCCAAUUUCAUCCUGUGUUUCACAUUCGCAUAUAUUUUUGGAAAUGCACAAAAUUUGAAAGGUUGAAAAAUGAAUUUUAAAAUAAAUGCUUGUGUUUGUUUUUGUUUUGUUUUGUUUUGUUUCCUGUACUACUGUGUGCAAAAUAUUUUUCGCCCUAAAGCUGAAUUGAACCUCACUCGAGCACGAUCUCUUAAUAUUUUCUUCUUCUUUUUUUUUUUUUUUUUUUUUAAACCAACCAUGCGGACUGCGCCUGUAUAAAAUGUCAUCACUAAAACUCUCUGAGAUCAUUGGUUUAUAUAACAUUUAAAAUUUUAAGUUGAGGAAUAAACGCAGCAGUUAAAGUGGCGUGUUACAGGUUUUCCAGCAGGUGGAGCUAUUUGAAAAGCUACUCAUUCAGUUUCAGCUUCAUUAUGUGAUGGUUAUAGUUUACGCUUCUUUUCUUUUCUUUUUUUUUUUUUUUUUUUUUUUUUUUUUAAACCUAGUAUUAUACGCUGGCAGCCUGCUGAACAGACUGAGUGUGCAACUGUUACAAAACAGACCACAAGAGCUGGAUGAUAUAACCGUAUUUUCAUUGUGGCGCCUACACGCUUGAUUAAAACGCUCACUUCACACUCA